GACACGCCUACUUCCGGUGAGCAGCUUCCGUCGCGAGACAAUCACUACGGGAUGUUGUUGUCCCGUGUGGUUCGCGCGCUCAGACAGACCCCGCGGCCCGUGCUCGUGCUCUUCACUAAGGAGCCCUGUCCUCUGUGUGAUGAAGCCAAAGAAGCGCUGGAGCCGUACAGACACAGGUUUGAGCUGCAGGAGGUGGACAUCAGUCUCCCGGAGAACAGCGUCUGGUUCGACAGAUACAAACACCACAUCCCUGUCUUUCAUCUGAACGGACAGUUCCUGAUGAUGCAUCGAGUGAACACGGCUCUCCUUGAGAAGCGUCUGGAUCAAGCCACUGAAGAAGAUCCGUAACAUCUGACACGGUUCUGCUUUCAUUUAAU
Molecule: messenger RNA, 377 nt
Organism: Carassius carassius (crucian carp)
Lineage: Eukaryota; Metazoa; Chordata; Actinopteri; Cypriniformes; Cyprinidae
Gene: c14h5orf63
Product: chromosome 14 C5orf63 homolog
Exons: 4
Coding region: 52-348 (98 amino acids)
Source: RefSeq, a predicted model, not a curated record